Molecule: messenger RNA, 3953 nt
Organism: Nasonia vitripennis (jewel wasp)
Lineage: Eukaryota; Metazoa; Arthropoda; Insecta; Hymenoptera; Pteromalidae
Gene: Sarm
Product: sterile alpha and TIR motif-containing protein 1
Exons: 9
Coding region: 690-3815 (1041 amino acids)
Biological process (GO): response to axon injury; negative regulation of MyD88-independent toll-like receptor signaling pathway; signal transduction
Cellular component (GO): dendrite
Molecular function (GO): signaling adaptor activity; NAD+ nucleosidase activity; protein binding
Source: RefSeq, a predicted model, not a curated record
UUUUUUUUUUUUGAAUCUACUAUAUUAAAUUUAAGCGUUACUUAUUAUUGUCUGGAAAUGCGCAAUCCCAGGGGGGUCCUUUAAAUAUUAAUCUAUUUUGAAAGUUUCAGAUUAAAGGACAUUACUUCUUUAUCAAUAAAUUGCAUAACAAUUACGAGUAAAAACGUAGCUGACCUUUAAGCAGAAGCAUUUUUAUUACAGUUAUUAUUCAAAUGAGGAAAUUCAAAUGGGAAAAAAUGCGCGUUCCCAGCUCUACUUCUGCCAUGGAUCAUAAGCGCAGUAUAACCGAUUCUUAUGCAAAUAUAGAAUUUGACAAACCAAGAGAUACAAAUUUAGACGGUGCACCCCUCGACCUGUCGAAUAGGAAAAUAUCCGGUUUUGUCAAUCAAGCUUUAUCAUCAAAUAGUGAUUUGUAAAGUGUAGAGUGCAAGUGAAAUAUGGAAAUGUAUGCAAAGCAUUUACUUACAUGUCAAUUGAAAAUGAAUUCAAGAAAGAUAUCUACACUAUAUUAAAACACUAAAAUGAGCAAUUAUGUAAAAAGUCACCAGAACUAGUGAAUCAUUCUGGGAUGAUAAUUAUUUAAUUAAUCCUACUACAAAAAAAAAACAAAAUUAAGUACACUUUUUUGAUAAAGAAUGGUUCACAAAAAGUGACCAGGUCAUGAAACAUUUCACAUAAUUUACAUAUAGAUGAUAUCAAAAAAAGAUUUAAGUCAUGAUAGUAGUGGAAGCAGUUCAUCUUCAAAUAUUAGAACGGUCUCCUCGACAGAAGUCAAAGCAAGUUCAAUUAAAAACAAUCUGACAGAGCUGAAGCGUGGCAUCUCUGAAAUGAAAAAUAUUUCAACUAAUUUUCAAAGAUUACGUAAUAGUAUGGAAAAUUUGGUUGACAGAGAUGCAUAUGGAAGGCAAAAUUACGAAGUUGAGGAACCGCUAGUUACAUUUCCGGAUCCAGAUACGCCACCAGCCAAUGAUAAUACUACAAUUUUAUCUAGUGUUACAGCAUCACCAGUUAGUUCGGUUGAUUCUUUUGGUGCAUUUGAUGACAUUGAUAAUUCUUUAAAUAUGACUGAUAUGCAAGGUAUUAAAAAUCAUACAACUAGCAGUGAUACUAUGAAAUUUGAACAGAAGAAAAUGACAAGAGCAUCAUCCACAAAGUUAAUAACCGAAGGAUUUUGUGCUGAAAAAGCUAUUGCAAACAGAGCAGAAACUAGAGCUUUACAAACAGGAGAUGUGUCCUACAAAGGAAAAAGUGCAGAAUCCACAUCAGUAGCACGAAUGGAACUCGAAGGUCUUUCAUCGGAAAAUAAAAUAGCAGCAGCUCAAGAACAUAAAUGCUUGAAAUCCAGUGACAUUGCCGUCGAGCAAAGCUCCAACAUGGCUUCAACUUUGAAAGUAGAAAAUGAGUUGUUUAACUCCGAAAAGAUAGCUACUGCCGCUCAACAACAGAGACAAACAAUCACUGCUGCUAGUUUAUUUAAUCGUGAGAAACAUGUAACAACAAGCUCACAGUCAAGUAUUACUAUUGCUUCAAAGUCCUUGGGCGUUACAUCCUCCUCUAGAGCAUCUGUUAUGCAUACGAAAAAUCCAUUGAGUCAAUUAAUAGGUGGUAGCAAAAUGAUAUCUGGAAGGCCUGUUGAUGAUGACUUGCUUAUUAUUUCACUAGAUGAUUUAGAUCUAUUAUCAUGUGAAUCUAAAACGCAAGACGUUGAAUUAGCUAUUUCAAAAUACUCCGAAUUUCUAAAUAAUUUAGUGGAACAUUUAGCAAACACUGAAGGAAAAUUAGCAUCCAAUAUUGACAGAGCACCAUUAUUACUUGAUCGAGUUAAUGAAAUAAUUAGAAAGGCUUGGUCUGUUCCAACUCAUGGACAUGAACUAGGUUAUAGCUUAUGUAAUACGUUACGUCUAAGAGGAGGUCUUGAUCUUUUAAUGUCAAAUUGUAUAGCAAAUGAUGACCGAUUGCAAUUUUCAUCAGCUCGCUUGUUAGAGCAAUGUUUGACUACCGAAAAUCGAGCAUACGUAGUAAAUAAUGGAUUAGAAAAAGUUGUAAAUGUUGCUUGUGUAUGCACAAAAAAUACCAAUUCUGUGGAGCAUGCACGCAUUGGAACCGGAAUUCUUGAGCAUCUUUUCAAACAUAGUGAGACAACGUGCAGUGACGUUAUUCGAUUAGGUGGCCUUGAUGCUGUUCUUUUCGAAUGUAGAAAAAAUGAUGUAGAAACUCUUCGACAUUGUGCUGGUGCUCUAGCAAAUCUUUCACUCUAUGGUGGUGCAGACAAUCAAGAAGCAAUGAUCAAAAGAAAAGUUCCUAUGUGGCUUUUUCCGUUAGCUUUCCAUAAUGAUGAUAACAUCAAGUAUUAUGCUUGCUUAGCAAUUGCUGUACUUGUAGCUAAUAAAGAAAUAGAGGCGGCUGUUCUUAAAUCUGGAACUUUAGAUCUCGUUGAACCUUUCGUUACUUCACACAAUCCGUAUGAAUUUGCAAAAUCAAAUUUAGCGCAUGCACAUGGUCAGAGUAAAAACUGGUUAGAAAGAUUAGUUCCAGUACUGAGCUCCAAACGAGAAGAAGCCAGAAAUCUAGCAGCAUUUCAUUUUUGUAUGGAAGCUGGUAUUAAAAAGCAACAAGGCAAUACAGAAAUAUUCAGGAUGAUUGGAGCAAUCGAACCAUUAAAAAAAGUGGCCAGUUGUCCUAAUGCUAUUGCUUCAAAAUUUGCAGCUCAAGCUUUGAGACUUAUUGGUGAAGAAAUUCCUCAUAAACUAAGUCAACAAGUGCCAUUAUGGUCGUCUGAAGAUGUACGGGAAUGGGUGAAGCAAAUCGGUUUUGCUGAAUAUGCUAAUAAUUUUGUAGAAAGUAGAGUUGACGGUGAUCUUUUGCUUCAAAUAACAGAGGAAAAUCUUAAGGAAGAUAUUGGUCUUACAAAUGGUAUAAGAAGACGAAGAUUUACUAGAGAAUUGCAGAAUUUAAAAAAAAUGGCUGAUUAUAGCAGUAGGGAUACUGGGAAUCUUAAUAAUUUUCUUCAGCAAGUUGGACAAGAGUUUUCUAUCUAUACGUAUAGCAUGCUUAAUGCUGGUGUUGAUAAAGAUUCCAUAAAGAAUUUAACCGAAGAUCAGUUACUUGCUGAAUGUGGAAUAACUAAUAGCAUUCAUAGAUUAAGAAUUUUAGAUGCUAUAAAAAAUAUCCAAUACAAUCAAUUUAAUCCAUGUGAAAAUGAAUCACCAGAUAAGUCCCUCGAUGUUUUUGUAAGUUAUAGACGGUCAAAUGGCUCACAAUUAGCGAGUUUAUUAAAAGUUCAUUUACAAUUGCGAGGAUUCUCAGUCUUUAUUGACGUAGAAAGACUUGAAGCUGGAAAAUUUGACAAUAAUCUUUUACAAAGUAUCAGACAAGCUAGGCAUUUUUUAUUGGUACUUACACCUAAAGCUCUAGAAAGAUGUAUAGAAGAUACAGAAUGCAAAGAUUGGGUGCACAGGGAGGUUGUUGCGGCAUUACAAUCACAGUGCAAUAUUAUUCCUAUAAUAGAUAAUUUUCAAUGGCCAGAACCAGAGGAACUUCCCGAAGAUAUGAGAGCUGUGUGCCAUUUCAAUGGCGUUCGAUGGAUUCAUGAUUAUCAAGAUGCAUGUGUAGAUAAAUUAGAGAGGUUUAUGCGAGGAGAAAUUCCAGUUCGAUGUGAUACAACUAGUAGUAUUUCUCGAAGUACAGGAUCUAAAGAUCUUAUAACACCUGGAACUCCAGUCGGAAAUAGUAUUCGUCAACCACCAAACUAUCAAAGAAUGCAUAGUAAUGAAAGUCGCAAUAGUGACAAAGAUUCUAACAAUGGAAAAGAUUGACUUCCCAUCUCCUUUUCUAAAAAUUAAUUAAAACCAUCAAUUUUUUCUUUUGUUUACAAUUCUUUUUUACUUUUAUUAUCUUAUUGUCACUCCGAAAACAAUAUUAUAAUAAAAAUAUUAGAAAAUUUUUGUACUUAA